ACUAAACAAAUAUUUUUAAAUGCUUUUUCAGUCUUACCCUAUGACCAAAUUUGGAAAUCAAAAACGUUGUUUUAAUGCUUCUUACUUUAACGAAUACGAUUGGUUAGAAUACAGUAUACAACAUGAUGCUUUGUAUUGCUUUCCAUGUCGCAAUUUUAGUGCCAACGAUAAUGAAGGAACAUUUUCAAAAACUGGCUUUAGAAAUUGGAAAAAAUUAAGUGGGUCUAGAGGCAUUACAGGAAAAAAACAGACUAAGCUUAAAGCUCAUGCUAGUACGAAAAGCCAUCUUACUUGUGUUGCUAAAUGGUUAGGGCAUAAGAAUACUGAGACAAUUGGUAGUGUGCAUACACAAUUAUCAACACAGCAUAAAUUAGAGGUUGAAGCUAAUAAAAGUUAUAUAAAAACAUUGAUUGAUAUCGCAUUAUAUUUAAGUUGCCAGGGGCUACCUUUUAGAGGUCAUGACGAGUCUACUGAUUCACUUAAUAAAGGGAAUUUCAAGGAAGCAUGUCAAUUAAUGUCCAAAUAUGUACCUGAGUUUUCUGUAAAAUUUCUGAAAACUACAAAUUACACUAGUCCUUUAGUUCAAAAUAGCAUUAUUGAAAUGUGUGCAAAAAAUGUAAGAGACCAGAUCAUUUCAGAAGUAGGCGAUGGUGUAUUUGGUAUAAUGUGUGAUGAAGCUAGGUAAUAUAUUUUUGAAUUAAACAUUAAAACAAAUAUGUUUACCUUUAAUUUAUCCAAGGUAUAUUCUUAAUGAACUAUGUCUAUAGUGCUAUAACCUAUUAUAGUAUAAUCUAUUUAGCUUAAAAAUUAUUUGAUUACCUAUUUAUAUUGCAGAUGCUAUAAAGAAGAACAAAUGGCCUUAUGUAUACGCUAUUGUAAAGGGCUAGACAUUUUUGAAAAGUUCAUUGGUUUCAUUAACUGCUCUGAAAGUCAAAAUGCUCCAUCUCUUUGUGAAUAUAUACUCAAAUACUUGAAGGAAUGUGGAUUAAACUCUAAUGCUAAACUGGUAGCCCAGUCUUACGAUGGAGCUAGUGUUAUGUCUGGGAGAUUUAAUGGUGUACAAGCUUUAAUAAAAUGUAAAUUUCCAUAUGCUAUUUAUACCCAUUGUAUGGCUCAUAGAGUCAACCUUGUAGUGCUUGAUAUGUGUAAAACUGAAAAGGUAUGUGAAAACUGAAAAUAUAGUAUAAUAUUGUGAAUUUAUUGUGUAUUAUUAGGUAGGUAUAUUUAUCAUAUUGUUUGCUUUAAAGGAAUCAAGAAAUGUUUUUCAUACAUUAGAGUCAUUAUAUGUUCACUUUUCUCAACCAGCGAGAAAUAAAAAUCUCAUUGACAUUCAAAAAAAAUUAGGUAUUGAAAAAAAGACUUUAACACGACUGAGUGACACAAGAUGGAACUGUCGAUAUAAAAAUUGUGAAGCUGUACAAAAAUGUUAUGCUUCUAUCAUAAGAUUAUUAAAAGAAGAAAUUGAAAACAAUAAUGAUAAAGAUGUUAACGAAGCAAUAGGUAUCAAUUAUAAUUUAUUACUAAUUUAAACAUUUUUAUUUCUUAUAAUUAAAUGAACUACCUAAUUUAUAUUAUUAAUUAUACAAUCAAUUUUUUUAAUUUUUCAGGAAUUCUGACCAAUAUGCAAAAAGGAAUAUUUGUAGUUCAUUUAUUUAUUCUUCAAAAGGUGCUUACUAUGGUUAAUAUAUUAUCAAAUCAACUUCAGUCAAAGACAGCUACACUAGGAAAUGCGGCAAAUGUAAUAAAAAGUGUUAUUAAAUCGUUCGAAGAUUUAAGAAAUCCUGUUGCGUUUUCACAAAUGUGGAAAGAAAUAUUACAAUUUUGUGAAGACCAUAAUUUAACAAUUGAAAAACCAUUUCAAAGUUGUAAAAGAAAAAGGUUACAGCCAAAAAGCCUAUCAAGUUUUGUCAUGAGUACAACUACAAGUGCUCAAUACAACACUCCUGAGGAAUUAGAGGAAAGUAAAGAAGAUUAUUUCAGAUGUCAUGCUUAUUUUCCUAUAUUGGAUUGUAUAAUUGAGAAUAUGAAUAAACGAUUCACGCCCGAAAGUUUAGAAAUGGCAACAUCUAUAGAUAACUUUUUCAAACUAGAUUUUGCACUAAGUACUUACUUCAUUGAUCAUUAUAAAGUAAAUAUGUAUAUUGUAUAGCUGUAUAGUGUAUAUAUUGACUAAUACUUAAUUUUAUAUUUCUUUAGGAUUUGUUAAGUAUUUCUGUUGAUUCGUUGAAAGCUGAAAUGAUCGUCGCUAAAAACGUUAUAAUCCAAACAUAUAGUACUUCAAAAGAAUUAAUAACAGAUAACUUAAAACUUAUUUUACAGGAAAAUGUUUACCCAAACUUGUUUCAUUUGUAUAAAGUAGCUAUAACAUUACCUAUUAGUUCUUCCACGUGUGAGAGAAGCUUUUCGGCCAUGCGCCGAAUAAAAACAUGGUUACGAACGUCUAUGUUACAAGAUAGAUUUACUCAGGUGUCUAUAUUGUACAUAGAAAAAAACGAUACCAAAAAUAUUAAUAAAGAUAUCAUUCUUAAGCAAUUCGCAGAGGAACAUAAAUAUAUUAUGUUAAAGUAAUAUUAAGAUGAUGUUAAUUGUUAUUACUUAUUAAUAUUUGAAUUAAAUUAUGUAUGGUUUUAUUUAAUAAAUAAUUUUGAAGUAUUUAUAUACAUGUUUUUAAAUUGUAAAAUUUGGAUGUAGAUGGUGAGGGGGAGGAAAAAGCUUGCAUAGUAGGCUUGUUAUAAAGUUCUAAUGUUAUAAAUUAUAAAUUAUA
This is a messenger RNA of Acyrthosiphon pisum (pea aphid), 2764 nucleotides long. RefSeq names its product zinc finger MYM-type protein 1-like. The record is from RefSeq and is a predicted model, not a curated record. The coding region runs from base 20 to 685 and encodes 221 amino acids. Lineage: Eukaryota; Metazoa; Arthropoda; Insecta; Hemiptera; Aphididae. The transcript has 4 exons.